Molecule: messenger RNA, 400 nt
Organism: Staurois parvus
Lineage: Eukaryota; Metazoa; Chordata; Amphibia; Anura; Ranidae
Source: the annotation of a GenBank genome assembly
AGUUAGAGAAUAAAUGUAUUUUUUAUUUAGUGAAUGCUUAAUUGGGCUGAAGGAUGUUUUUAUAUUUGCCAGUCUUCAACUUUCAAUGAAGUGAAGUCUGAAAGAAAGAUUAUAAUUACUGAUAUAUGCAAAUAUAUACAAAUAUGAAACAACUCUGACUAUAGUUUUGACCAAAGUAUGGACAAGUCCAGGGGCGUACUGACAACUCAUGGGGCCCCCGGGCAAUAGGGGAUCAUGGGGCCCCUGUGUCCAUGCCAACACCCAAAAAAGCCUAUGAAAAAGCCAAUGAAAGGUACCAGGGGCAUCUCAUGGGGCCCCCUACUGGCCCUGGGCCCUCGGGCAGUGCCCGAGUGCUCGAAUGAUCAGUCCUCCCCUGGACAAGUCUACACUCACUAGGAUU